Rosa chinensis is the source of this 1003-nucleotide messenger RNA. Its product is annotated as bifunctional bis(5'-adenosyl)-triphosphatase/adenylylsulfatase FHIT. Gene Ontology annotation, molecular function: catalytic activity. The transcript has 5 exons. Lineage: Eukaryota; Viridiplantae; Streptophyta; Magnoliopsida; Rosales; Rosaceae. Bases 237 to 674 code for a protein of 145 amino acids. The record is from RefSeq and is a predicted model, not a curated record.
AAUAAUUUAUUAUAACAACUUGAUUAUCUCUCAUUAUUAAAUUUGAAUUCAAUAAGAAACUAGUAAAGUAGUUAAUUGUAUAGUAACAGGACUCAGCACUACUCGUAUGAAAUUGAAAGUAUUGUUUAUGUCAAGUCUCGACUUUGGCUUCAAGAGCUGAGUUUCUCAUUUCACGUUCAUCUACAGGCAAAGGCAUCAUCAUCCAUACUCCUUUCUCCUCCACCACCUCUACCAAGAUGGCUUUGGAGUCCUAUACAUUUGGGCCGUACAAAAAGGACAGCAGGGAAGUGUUUUACAGCACUAGUCUGUCGUAUGCCUUGGUUAAUCUGCGCCCUGUUGUUCCUGGUCAUGUGCUUAUCUGCCCAAGGCGUGAAGUGAAGCGCUUUGCUGAUCUCACUGUUGAUGAGACCAGUGAUCUUUGGAUCACAGCACAAAAGGUUGGCAGUCGGCUUGAGAGCUACCACAAAGCAACAUCUCUAACAUUUGGGAUUCAAGAUGGUCCCCAAGCAGGGCAGACUGUACCCCAUGUUCAUAUUCAUAUCCUUCCACGCAAAGAUGAUACACUUGAUGAAAAGGAGAAGAAGAAGAAGCUUGACUUGGAAAAGGAGAGGAAGGACAGAAGCCUAGAGGAAAUGACACAAGAAGCAGAGGAAUACAGAAAGCUUUUCUUGUAGAAUGCAGAUGUGAAGUUCCUACUAGAAGUUGCGCUGCCCGACAUACCCCAGAGAGAACCAGUGGCACCAGAAAUUGCGUGGAUGGUUAUUCUAUCUGAAUUUCCAAUUUACCUCCAGUUUGCAUGGAUGAUUAACUAUCAUUCGUUUAGUAAGUUCAAUCGGUUCCUGUCACUGGUUACAAGAAAACUGCUUUUCCUGUAUCAUUUAUGUGUUUGCUGGUUGAUGAGACAAUUGCUGCUGUCACCAGUUGAAUCGCUUGUUAGACUGACAGUUUAGCUCGUAGUUUAUGUUGUUGAACCGGUCGAUCAUUUCAGAUAUGAUUCUAAUCA